Haplochromis burtoni (Burton's mouthbrooder) is the source of this 2406-nucleotide messenger RNA. It is a transcript of the gene atad3, whose product is annotated as ATPase family AAA domain containing 3. Bases 124 to 2121 code for a protein of 665 amino acids. Gene Ontology annotation, biological process: mitochondrion organization. The transcript has 16 exons. Lineage: Eukaryota; Metazoa; Chordata; Actinopteri; Cichliformes; Cichlidae. Gene Ontology annotation, molecular function: zinc ion binding; ATP binding; ATP hydrolysis activity. Gene Ontology annotation, cellular component: mitochondrion. The record is from RefSeq and is a predicted model, not a curated record.
GGUGCGCAUGCGCAGAAGCUUUCGGCGUGACACGCGUGUGGAGGAAGCGUAGUGACAGACCUGCGGCUGCUAUUCUCUGUCCAACAGAACCGGUUUAACGGUGCUUUAUUUGUUCUCGGCGAAAUGUCGUGGCUGUUCGGCCUGAACAAGGGACAGCCGGAGGUGCCUCCCGGUUUACCGGCACAGCCUCCACCGCCGCCACCUCCGCCGGCCGGGGGCUCCAGCGGCGGUGGAGAUAAACCCAAGGACAAAUGGAGCAACUUCGAUCCCACCGGGCUGGAGCGGGCUGCUCAGGCGGCUAAGGAGCUUGACAUGUCCCGACAUGCCAAAGAAGCUCUGGAGCUUGCUCGAAUGCAGGAGAAUACCACUCAGCUGGAACACCAGAGUAAGAUGAAGGAAUAUGAAGCAGCAGUCGAACAGCUCAAAGGCGACCAGAUACGCAUCCAAGCUGAAGAGAGGAGGAAAACUCUCAAUGAGGAGAGCAAGCAGCAUCAAGCUCGAGCUCAAUACCAAGACAAGCUGGCCAGGCAGCGAUAUGAGGACCAACUGAGGCAACAGCAAGCCAUGAAUGAAGAGAGCCUUCGCAAACAGGAGGAGUCUGUACAGAAGCAGGAGGCCAUGAGGAAAGCGACCAUAGAGCACGAGAUGGAGCUGAGACACAAGAAUGAGCUGCUUCGUAUUGAGGCAGAGUCCAAAGCUCGAGCCAAAGUUGAGAGGGAAAACGCCGAUAUAAUCCGAGAGCAGAUCCGCCUGAAGGCUGCAGAACACAGACAGACCGUCCUGGAGUCCAUAAAGACUGCAGGUGCUGUGUUUGGAGAAGGAUUCAGGGCCUUUGUGUCAGACUGGGACAAAGUGACUGCCACGGUGGCAGGGUUGACCCUCUUGGCUGUGGGAGUGUAUUCAGCUCGAAAUGCAACAGCAGUGGCCGGACGUUACAUCGAGGCCAGGCUCGGAAAGCCGUCACUAGUCCGGGAAACUUCCCGAUUCACUGUCGCAGAGGCAGUCAAGCAUCCAGUCAAGACGACCAAGCGGCUGAAGAGUAAACCUCAGGAUGCCCUGGAGGGAGUUGUGCUCAGUCCUUCCCUGGAGGAGCGUGUGCGUGACAUUGCCAUAGCAACAAGAAACACAAGGCAGAACAACGGCCUGUACAGGAACAUCCUCAUGUACGGUCCUCCGGGGACGGGCAAAACGCUGUUCGCUAAGAAGCUGGCAGUGCAUUCUGGGAUGGAUUACGCCAUUAUGACCGGUGGUGAUGUAGCACCAAUGGGCCGCGAUGGUGUCACCGCCAUGCACAAAGUGUUUGAUUGGGCCAACACGAGUCGACGCGGGCUGCUGCUGUUUGUUGAUGAAGCCGACGCAUUCCUCCGCAAGAGGGCCACCGAGAAAAUCAGUGAAGACCUCAGAGCCACUCUCAAUGCCUUUUUAUAUCGCACUGGAGAACAGAGCAACAAGUUUAUGUUGGUGCUGGCCAGUAACCAGCCGGAGCAGUUUGACUGGGCCAUAAAUGACCGUAUAGAUGAAAUAGUGAAUUUUGCGCUGCCGGGUCUUGAGGAGCGGGAGAGGCUGGUGCGGUUAUACUUUGACAAAUAUGUGCUGGAGCCGGCCACUGGAGGGAGACAGAGGCUGAAGCUGGCGCAGUUUGACUACGGGAAAAAGUGCUCUGAGAUAGCGAAGCGGACAGAGGGCAUGUCUGGACGAGAGAUCUCCAAGCUGGGUGUGGCCUGGCAGGCGGCAGCAUAUUCCUCUGAAGACGGCGUCCUGACAGAGGCCAUGAUCGACGCUCGGGUCGACGAUGCCGUCAAGCAGCACCUUCAGAAGAUGGACUGGCUGCGAGGAGAGGAGGCGGCGAAGAGCCUUACACCCCCACCAGCUGGGGUGACGAGCAGCGGAGGAAAAAUGGGUUUUAAUCUGCCCCUCAGCGAGACGCCUCAGGCCCAGGAGGUGAUCGCUCCUGUCCUUGAGAUUAAUGAAAAGCAAGCACCUAUGAACCUCUCGGCAGAGGGCCAAAGUGCCGACCGAGCUGGACACAACAGCACAGCAGAGAGUUCAGGUCAACCUCCUGCCUCCACUGACGGCAAGAUGAGAGAAGACUCUCCUCCUAAAGAUGGAACUCCAGUUUGAGUUCAUUUUUCCCAGUGGUGCUACCUGGAUAGGAAAAUUUUAGCUUUCUGCCUCUUUGACUAGAAAGUUUCAAUCUAAAAGCCUGUUGGGAUUGUCUUUACGACAGAAGAUGAGUUUCUAGCGUUAACCAAUUAACCACAAAAUACAAAUGAUGGCUGAGACUCUUUCGGUCUUAUGCAUCAUGUACACAAUGUAAACGUUUACUUUACAUGGAAACCAGUCGCUGUGUCUGUAAUUACACUAUAUAAAUGUACUAAUUAAAGUGUCUCUGUUGAAACAAUGAAA